Molecule: messenger RNA, 738 nt
Organism: Aureobasidium musti
Lineage: Eukaryota; Fungi; Ascomycota; Dothideomycetes; Dothideales; Saccotheciaceae
Source: the annotation of a GenBank genome assembly
AUGGCGCAAUCAGCAGCGCCCAACAACCCUUUCAUCAAGCAACUAGUCCACAAUGUCCGCGACAAAGCCGUAGCCUCCCUACGCACAUUCCUCUCCCGCAGCACACCCUUCAGCUCCCUCGACUUUCUAAAACUCUGGAAAGGCCUCUUCUACUGCAUGUGGUCCUGCGACAAACCCGCCCCUCAACGCCGUCUCGCCCUCGAUCUCUCCGCUUUGGUAUCUCUCCUCAGCACCCGUCAAAACUUCAUCGGUUUCACACGCGCAUUCUGGCAAACCAUUGCCCGCGAAUACCCAGGCAUCGACUCUUUACGCAUGGACAAGUUCUUGUUUAUGAUCAGAAGCUAUGUCAAUGCAGGCUUUGCCUACUGCGCCAAAAACAACUGGAAAGAUGUGGAAACUAGAAAAGAGUAUUUGGAUUUGUUGAAGGAAAUUCCGUUGAACCCUAGGGAUCCAAAGGUGCCGAAUGGAUUGAAGUAUCACGUUAUUGAUGUCUAUGUUGAUGAGUUGGAGAAGGUCGGGGAUGACAAGGCGCCGUAUGAAGAGUUGAUGGCUCCGUUGGUCGAGUUGGGAGAGAAGGCUGUGCUCAAGAGUGUGAGGAAGAAGGUUGAAGAGGCUCUGGAUGAUGAUAGAGCAAAGGAGUGGUUGGGUAUCGAAGAUGAUGAGGAGUUGAGUGAGGCUGAGGAAGAGCUUGACGACGAGGAAGAUGAGGAUGAAGAGUUCGGCGGCUUUGAUGAUUGA